CGACGACGACGAACCUCUCCCAAGUGAAAGUUGGCCCGUCCACCGCGAGAAGCCCUGUCACGAUGACCGCCAUGAAGGAAAACCUCAACGCAGUAUUUGAUCCCGCCGGGAACGGCUUGUCCGGAGACAUCCUCGGCGUCCUGGAAUCGAUCCUGCGCGUCCACUCUCUGACCCCGGACGAGCUGUUUAUAAAAUGGGAGGUAUAUUGCUUGAAGAUGGGGAGCGAAGAGACAAAGCUGGACAUCGAGACAGCGCGCAUGUUUGCAAAGGACGUACAAGACUCGGUUGAGAGAGGCGAGCGGGCCCAACACACGGCCCCGAAGUCUGCGGUGAAGUCGGAAAGGAAAAGUCUGGUCCAUGCUACACCUAGGACCGUGGGGACUUCAGACGUGUUCGGGAUGCUAGACGAGCUCACUCCCAAUGCUAUCUCAAGGCGAAACGGAAGUGUCAAACGAAAGGCAGAUUUCGACUCGCCAGUGCCUAGGAAAGUCAGCCGUCCGGAAACCACAAACAGGACGCCGGGUAAGGCUGGAAAAUUAGAUACAUCCGCAGGCAUACCCUUCUCAGAACGGCCGAACGCAGGACAAAUUAUCGAGACGUUGAACGAGCACCUCUCCGCCGCCGAAGCGCCAAUUGCUCCGUUCUCGCAGGCGCGACUGCGCUUGGUCUCUGGGACGGAAUAUAAAAAGUUUCAGUAUAAACCUAUGGCAAUGCGCCUUCGAGAGUCUUCAGAGGUGCUGGAUGAACGAAUCGAUGACUUCUUGGCUCUCGUCCAGAAAGCUCACAAUCUAGAAGACUCUGCAUUCGGGAAUGCUGCGGCACAGCGCACCAGUGAGAUCGUCGCAGUUGGCAGGAUUGCGUGCGAUACGGCCGAUGGCAAGCUCAAUUCGGCGUCACUCGUCUUGGAGAUGUCCAGACGAAUGGGUGCGGGACUCCGCGUGCCUCUUAAAGUGGACGGUCUUCCAUCUUAUCAGUUCUUCCCCGGCCAGAUUGUUGCAUUGCGAGGCACAAACGCGUCAGGGCUAUAUUUCACGGUCAAGGAAGUGCUCUCAGUGCCCAAACUCCCUAUGCCCUCCUCACUGCCGAGCAACAUCGAGGCGAUCAACGAGCGGCUUGAAGUGUCGGACAAUUCGAGCUCUCUUCCACUCAAUAUCAUGAUCGCCUCUGGUCCAUUCACGGCCGAGGACAACCUUGACUUUGAACCACUCCAAGCCCUAUGUGAAAAAGCCGAGGAAUCAAUGGCCGAUGCUCUCAUACUGGCUGGCCCCUUUCUCGACAUUGAGCACCCGAUGCUUGCAUCAGGAGAUUUCGAUUUGCCAGAGGUGCGAGGGAUGGAUCAUGAGGCCAGCCUGGUAGCCCUCUUCCGACUCUGGAUUUCCACGCCUCUACAGCGCCUCUGUUCUGCCGUCCCGGGCAUCACAGUGGUUAUGAUCCCAAGCACUCGGGACUUGAUGAGCAAACACGUCAGCUGGCCACAAGAAAGGCUGGCGAAGAAAGACCUCGCUCUGCCCAAGCAGGUUACCAUGCUUCCAAACCCGUCUUUCAUUUCACUAAACGAGGUUGUUUUUGGAGUCUCGUCACAAGACAUCCUGUACGAACUCAGCCGAGAGCAAUUGUCCCAUGGUCCUGGGCAAGAUCUUUUGACCAGAUUGCCUGGGUAUUUGAUCGACCAGCGGCAUUUCUUCCCGCUUUUCCCGCCCAUGCCAAGGGAUAAGCUGUCCAGUAACGGUGUGGUGAAAGCCACCGGCGCGUGUCUGGAUGUGGGAUAUCUCAAGCUUGGUGAAUGGAUGCAAGUCAAGCCUGACGUGCUCAUUCUACCGAGCAUGUUGACUCCUUCUGUCAAGGUCGUCGACAGCGUCAUGGUAAUCAACCCAGGACAACUGUCUAAACGAAAGGCUGCUGGGACGUGUUCCCAGAUCUCGCUGCAUCCGCGCAUGUUGUCCGAAGAGGAAAAGUCGGCCAGAACUGUGGCUCAUAAUGUCUUUGAACGAGGGAGGGUCGAUGUCAUAAGGAUAUAGUGGUUGGCCUCAUAGUGUUCCGCCCAUGGAGGUUUUGUUUUCGGCUGAUCCCGGGCGUCUAUCAAUACCAAUAAAAGUCGGGUGUAACGCUCCUGGGAUAUAAUGCCUGUCGUGUUUCUCAUGACCAAUGACCCCCAAUACCGAGACAGCGGC
Cladophialophora immunda is the source of this 2171-nucleotide messenger RNA. RefSeq lists its product as uncharacterized. The coding region runs from base 63 to 2018 and encodes 651 amino acids. The record is from RefSeq and is a predicted model, not a curated record. The transcript is spliced from 4 exons. Gene Ontology annotation, cellular component: alpha DNA polymerase:primase complex. Gene Ontology annotation, biological process: DNA replication; DNA replication initiation. Lineage: Eukaryota; Fungi; Ascomycota; Eurotiomycetes; Chaetothyriales; Herpotrichiellaceae. Gene Ontology annotation, molecular function: DNA binding.